CUGAAUAAGCAUCUUAUAUUUCUUCCUCUACAGGUACUGUGCACUCAGCAAGAGUCUACUCGCGUAAAGAGCGGGGCAUGGGAUGAUGAGGGAAUCUUCCUUUAUACAACCAGCAAUCACAUUAAAUAUGCGCUAACUGCUGGAGAUUGUGGAAUCGUUCGCACUCUCGAUUUACCUUUAUAUAUUCUUGCAGUGCGUGGAACUAUUUUGUACUGUUUGAACAGAGAAGCUACGCCCGUGGAAGUGCCUAUCGACCCUACCGAAUAUCGCUUCAAACUAGCGCUAAUAAAUAGGCGUAUCGACGAGGCAAGAAAUCCUAAGAUUCUUUCUAUUUUAAAAAACGUGCUGAACAUGGUGAAAAGUUCGACGCUUGUUGGGCAAUCUAUCAUCAGUUAUCUGGAGAAGAAAGGCUAUCCCGAGAUCGCCUUACAUUUCGUGAAAGAUGAACGUACCAGAUUCGGCCUUGCUUUGGAGUGCGGAAACCUUGAUGUAGCUCUGGAAGCUGCAAAGAUUUGUGACGACAAAGCCAUAUGGGAAGCUCUUGGUGAAGCUGCGCUGAUUCAAGGAAACCAUCAGGUUGUUGAAAUGGCAUAUCAACGAACGAAGAACUUUGAGAAGCUUUCCUUUCUGUAUUUGGUAACGGGCAAUAUGGAGAAACUUUCUAAGAUGAUGAAGAUUGCACAAAUGAGGAAUGAUGCUCAUGGUCAUUACCAGACUGCAUUGUACCUAGGAGAUAUUGAAGAAAGAAUUAAAGUGCUAAAGGGUGUUGGCCAAACUUCGUUAGCAUAUUUAACAGCUGCCACUCAUGGAUAUGAAGAAGAAGCAACUGCCCUCAAAUCCGAACUUGAAUCUAAGGGACAGCCCAUUCCACCUGUUGAUCCCAAUGCAAAACUGUUGAUACCUCCUCCUCCAGUCUGCAAGCUGGAGGAAAAUUGGCCUUUGUUAUCCACCGCUCGUGGUCCGUUCGAGCUUCUCGGUCUUGUUCCCCCCAACAAAGCCUCUGGAGCAGGUGUUUCUCAAAAGCCCGCCGCUGCUGCAUUCGCUGUGGCAGACGAUGAGAUGGAAGAAGGAGGUGCUUGGGGAGAAGAAGGCGAUUAUCUCGUUGGUGAAGAUGGAGAAAUUGAAGUUGAUGAAGAUGAUAUCCUCGCAGGAACUGCUGAUGAUGGGGAAGCU
Molecule: messenger RNA, 1173 nt
Organism: Strongylus vulgaris
Lineage: Eukaryota; Metazoa; Nematoda; Chromadorea; Rhabditida; Strongylidae
Source: the annotation of a GenBank genome assembly